Messenger RNA from Drosophila santomea, 3365 nucleotides. RefSeq names its product rhoGEF domain-containing protein gxcJ. The coding region runs from base 243 to 3338 and encodes 1031 amino acids. Lineage: Eukaryota; Metazoa; Arthropoda; Insecta; Diptera; Drosophilidae. Gene Ontology annotation, cellular component: cytoplasm. The record is from RefSeq and is a predicted model, not a curated record. Gene Ontology annotation, biological process: intracellular signal transduction. The transcript has 8 exons. Gene Ontology annotation, molecular function: guanyl-nucleotide exchange factor activity.
UGAUCUUUUGAUCUAUCAACUACGUUGCGUCGCAGUCGGAAUGUUUUUAGAUUCAAAGACAAGUGCCGGGCUUAAACAAAAGAAACCGUUUUUGAUUUUGUUAAAUAAAUGUGCAAUUAAACCCAGCUUCUCUAUUUAUCAAAAACAAGCGCACCCGAUUUGUAAAAAUGUUACAACAAAAUAAUUAGUAUAACGCCAGGUGGAAAAAACUUUUUCGUUAAUCAUAAACCAUUUGAGAAGAAAUGUCUGUUCCCAAGUGGCAAAUGCAUCUCAGAGAGAUGGAAGAAGAUUUAGACUCGCGUAACAGUGCCUAUCUACCCAAAAUGGAACUGCCCCAGAACAAUUAUAUACAACAAAGCAAGAACGCUGUGAUGUACAGGUCGAGCGAGCGUAAAAAUACUCGUUUUAUAGGAAACCGACGGGCACUAAGAAAUCUUUCUCAAGCCGAGCAUAGCCAUAAAACCGGUCGAAGUCUCUGCCCGAAUACCGCUAAGACUGAACCAAAAGUUCAAUCUUUGCGACUGGUCUUGACAAAAAGUGAAGAAAAUGAGUAUAUACCAAUGCAUAAGGAGCAGGACGCUCUUUCAAAAUCCUCUUGCGUUUGCCACAAUCUAACCAUUGCCAACACAGAGGCUGGUGCUAAUCUAAAUGGUGGUAAUCAGGCGUAUAGCUUGAAUGGCCAAUGUGACUAUUCGGAUUUUCUGACUGCGGCUGGUGGAAUUCAAUCGCGAGCAGACCGCAUCGCACGCAUUGAGAGCAGCACCCAUUUAAAACCAGAGGCCCAAAUUCUUAUGCCCGUAACGGAGCUUAACGAAACCCGCUUCGAUCAACAUGCACCAGACUGGAUUUUUAAGAACGCAAGAAUUGGGGACAUCAGUAAAUUAAAAGCUUUUAACUUCGAGUGGCCUCCCGAAGAAUAUAAGGGCUAUAUUCUCCAACAGACUACAAAGUUAGAUCGUGCGUAUAUAAAAAAUCGGCUACCAGUGAUAACCACUGAGAGCAAGAUGUCCAUGAAAGAAGCAGAACUUUUUCAGGCCAAUUAUAGCGAUACAAAGUACGACUACAAUACUUGUUUAAAUACCCAAGGCUUACAUCAGAAUAAAGCAGUACACAAUAAAGAUUCUUGUAACCAGCAAUGCAAACCUUUCUACAACGUGGACUCUGAUUAUUACGAUAAUAUUCAAAAACUGAAAUUGAUUAAGGAAAAUGAAAGACAAAUAAGGGACAAUGGGGACCCUAACGAUUUGCAGAACUUUUUAAAGAAGAAUUUAAUUAAAGCUACAACCAAUGAAUUGCUUAAAGCUGCCGCACAAAAGACAAAAAAGUGUAACAUUGACUUAGAGCGCAAAUUAAUUGAUCUGAAUAUGAGAGAAGAGGAUCACAAAUCCAAUGACAGCGCAAACUCUUACAAUAACGAUCCUUAUCUAGUAUCCAUGACCAAGAUAAAUUCUUUUAAAUUUAUUAGAUCAUAUAAUAAGGAUUGUAAAACUAUAUUUCCUACUGGUGAACGCAGCGACCUAAAAGAAUUUAGGAAGAUAAGGCCACAAUCAAGUGACUUAUUAUCAAGCGCUUCUGUUUCAUUGUCUAGUUGCUUAAACCAAGUAUCUGUGUGCGAUUCCGAAGAAGAUUGCUGCGAAUGUAAUGAAUACCAAUGUAUCGGAACUCCGUUUAACGACCUUUCCAAGGAUUGCCUAAAUGCAGUGGAAGGUGUUUUUUGGAACACAGCGUAUGACGAUUUUCAAGAAAACAUAUCAUCAAGCUGUUGCUGCAGCGCGUCUUUUUGUAAUGGUGAUGGUUGCUCAUACUUUGAUGAAAGCUUAAGCGUUGACAUAAAAUCUGAAAACGUACAAAGCCUACACGAGAGCGACGUAGAUGAAAAACUUUCACGGAAAACAAUUAUUUUGGUAAAGGGUAUCCAUGAUUUAACACAAGGAAGCAGCGGUGGCCCCACAUAUUUGAACGACUCUUUAAACCAUCUUCCAAAAAAUCCACAGGAAACAGAACUGCAACGACACAGACGUGGUCAUGUUUUAAAGGAACUUUUUGAAACGGAGAAAAUCUACGUUAAUGAAAUAGAGACCAUCUUAAAGGGCUACUAUGAUCGCUUAAACUCUGACGAAAGAGCUCCUGCCAGUCUGCAAGGCAAAGCAAAUGUGCUUUUUGGGAACCUUCAUGAGCUCUACUCAUUUCAUAAUGAUGUAUUUCUUAAGGAUCUUGAAAACUGUAUAUCAGUCACUGAACGCGUCGCACUAUGCUUUGUUGAAAGGCGCGACACAUUUUAUCAAUUAUACUCAUUUUAUUGUCAAAAUAUCCAACGCUCAGAGAAAUUGCGUGAAACCUUAGUGGAUACUCAUAUGUUUUUUCAAGAAUGUCAAAUAAGACUUGGACAUAAACUUCCUCUGGCUGCAUAUUUGCUUAAGCCAGUUCAAAGAAUAACAAAAUACCAGCUUCUCUUGAAGGACUUGCUGCUCUUCAGUGACAAUGAUAGCUGCAGAUAUGAACUUAAAAAUGCAUUGGACUGUAUGUUAAUUGUUUUGAAGUGCGUAAACGAUUCGAUGCACCAAAUUUCAAUAACAGGGUUUCCGAGUGAUUUAGCACAGCAGGGUGAGCUUUUGAUGCAAGACUCAUUCCAGGUAUGGAUACAGUCUAAAAAGGACAUUCGUCUUCGAAUAAAGCCAAAACGGCGACAUAUCUUUUUAUAUCAAAAGUCUUUGCUGCUUUGUAAGCAAACUUCAAAACCGGAAUAUAACAAAAGCAGCUAUCAAUUUAAAGGCGAUGUUAAGAUGUCUCAAGUUGGCUUAACUGAGUCCGUAAACAGCGAUGCAAAACGAUUUGAAGUUUGGCUUAAAGGACGCCAGGAAGUUUACACGUUGCAAGCACCGACAAUCGGUGUAAAGCAGAUGUGGGUUGCCGAAAUUAAAAGGGUGUUAUUUAACCAACUCGAGAAGCUCAAAGGCGAUCAAAUAGCGAAGUACAACCUAAGACAUCAAAGUCUAUGGCAGAAAACUUAUAUCGAAGCCCCCAACUUUACCCGCUGUCCAUCUAAGCGCAAGAAAAGCUUACAACGCCCUUUUAAUUAUUCCAAUCGAAACUCGAAUAGCAUAAGAGAGAAAACGUGCUUUUCAGAUAAAAAUAUUGUUAAUGGACUAUCGGUUAAGGAGCAACAUGGAAAUAGCAGUUGGAGCUCAGAUUGUUCAGACUUUGAUGAAGGUGAAACAAGUAUCGCGGUACGGAUGCAGAAGACUGGACCACAGAAACUUUUAUGGAACCGAUCAAGUGUUCAUCAUGGAUUUAUUAAAAACGAAUACAUUUUAAAUAGAAAUACAGUAAAAAAUUAAAACCAUAAAGUUUCAAUUUGUGUUUGU